Molecule: messenger RNA, 1409 nt
Organism: Umbelopsis ramanniana AG
Lineage: Eukaryota; Fungi; Mucoromycota; Umbelopsidomycetes; Umbelopsidales; Umbelopsidaceae
Exons: 10
Coding region: 39-1262 (407 amino acids)
Biological process (GO): protein dephosphorylation
Molecular function (GO): protein serine/threonine phosphatase activity; cation binding
Source: RefSeq, a predicted model, not a curated record
GCACGUUUGAUACCCACAGUUUUUUGUCAUAGCUUGAAAUGUUAAAUGCAGUUCGACCACGGAUCGCAUGUAGUUCCCCUGCAUUUCGACUUCGAGCAUUCUCUUCUUCUGAUCGUCGAUGCAGCCUAGAUUACUAUCUCGUACAAACGUAUGACGGUAACAAGCUUCGAGUCGCAUUGACGAAAGCUCGAAAAAUACUAGGGUAUUCCAGCUUUCGAGGCACUCGGCCAACAAAUGAGGAUCGCUAUACCAUCAAAUCAUUGUCCAUUGGAGCUGGAGGUGGAGUGAAUGAAAUUGAUGCACAGAGACUCUAUGUUGGAAUUUUUGAUGGCCAUGGUGGCAGCAGAGUGUCGGAUUGGUUGUCCCAUAACCUUCAUAAUCUAAUUGAAAACGUAACGCUCGCUGAUCUACCAGGUACAGUUGCCAGCUUGAAGAAAUUUGGAGGCUACUUCAAGAGAUACCGCCUCCCAAAUGUCUUUAAGGACAUUGCAGAUAGAGACACAGGAGAGCCUUUAGGGAGUGUCAAUAAUAGAUCAGCUCUAACACCUGAGCAGAGAAUUCAGCUAUCGUUCCUGAAAGCCGAUGCUUCAUGCGCAGGAGAAGAGGAGGCUUCGGAUAUUUCUAGCGGCAAACAGCCUGAUCAAGUCGGGUCAACAGGAAGCGUUGCCAUUGUACAGACAAAGGAUAGAAAACCAUUUUGGGACAGUCAACAGUACGAUAUUUUGAUCGGUCAUGUUGGUGAUACACGAAUUUUGCUUUGUGAUGCAUCCAACGGGGAAGUGGUAUCACUUAGCACAGGUGAUCAUCAUCCAGGAAAUUCGUUUGAAAAUGAUAGACUACGAAGAUAUGCCGGCUAUGUCAUGACAGAUUCAUGGGGAGCUGACCGGAUCUUGGGAGCGCUUGCAACUAGCAGAGCUUUUGGAGACACUGGCUUGAAGCGAUAUGGUGUCUCUGCUGAGCCCGAUUUCGUACGACAUUCAAUAACUGCCAAUAACCCAGCGGCUUUCAUGGUGCUUAUAACAGAUGGUAUCACAUCAGUAAUGACAGACCAGGAAGUCAUUGACUUUGUGAAGCAAUACGAUGAACCUCAGGAAGCUGCUAAGGCACUUGUCAACAUAUCAGAGCAAUUUGGUACAGAGGAUAAUGCUACAUGCAUGGUAGUUCGCUUCAAAAACUGGGGCUCAGCUAUGCCAGAUUAUACCAAACGCCUUCGAGAAUACAAGUUAUCGACAUCAACCAUGAGUUCUAGACAGUCAUGGUAAUAUCGUUUACCAUGCAUCGUACAUUAUGUAUUUACGCUAUAGUCCUUUGCAUAUAAUAAUUUCCUUCACGUUACACAUGUUUCUCCUGAGCUUAACCAUUAAAACAUGCUCUCAUCACGACAGUUUUAGUUGUUCCGAUCAACCCGG